This is a messenger RNA of Stylonychia lemnae, 990 nucleotides long. The record is from the annotation of a GenBank genome assembly. NCBI's taxonomy places the organism in Eukaryota, Ciliophora, Spirotrichea, Sporadotrichida, Oxytrichidae.
AUGAGUGCUACAAGAGUUAUCAAGUUCUUUAUUAAAAAUUCUCCAGUAGGUGAAUUAGCUGAUGUACUUGAAGAUAUAUCUAAUAUAAUCGGCCAAGAUUUCUUAAAGCAACCAGAGAUUAAACAAGCUCUUAGAGAGUACUAUGAAGCUCACAAGAUUCAGCUCUCUUUCACUGAUGGAAGUCAGGGACUUGUGACAGGCCUCGGUAGACAAGAGCCACUUGUAAGAUAUGUGUAGGGUUCUAUUCCAGUGUAAUCAUAAGCAUAAAAGAAAGCUGGCCUCUGGGAUGAUGAAAAUGAAGAGGGUGAAAGUAGUUAACAAUUAGAAUACGAGGAAUAAUUUUAAGAGGAGCAAUAUCAAUAAGAAUAAAUUGUAGAGGAGUUUGUAUAUUAUGAUCCAGUAAAAAAAGCUAAAUUCUCAUUCCACCCAAUCACCUUAGAAGCUAAAAUUGAAGAGGAAAGUGUUGAUCUAGAAGCCUCCUCCCUACCUUCAAACAUUGUUUAACUAAGGUAAUUUUUCUCCAACCAUUACGUAUUUAGAAACGAUGUAAUUGAACAAAUGAACCUAUAUGUUGCUAGACAGUUUAGAAGAGGAACAACUCUAUUUACUGUUUUCGCAGAUCAUAGCUCAAUCAAGGUAGAGGUCUCAUGCCACAACUUCAACUUCAAAAACUACUGGGGUGGAGAAUUUCUAUCAUCCUACAAUGCAGAUGUCUCAAAUCAAUAAUUAGAUGGAAGUGUCAAGGUUCACAAUCACUAUUUUGAGCAAGGAAAUAUCUAAUUCAAUCUGAACAAAAAUUUCCCAGCCUCUAAAGUUAAGAGCUUUAAUGGAAAAGGCAUUGUUGAUCAAAUAGCAAAAUUAGAGACUGAUUAUCAAGAGGGACUUGAGGAGAUGUAUACUGAAGUAUCAGAAAAGCUCUUGAAGGGUAUGAGAAGAAUCCUUCCUGUUACUAGGACUAAAUUCGAUUGGAGCAGACCAAACCUAAUUUGA